UUUCGAAAGCGCGAUGACGCGAUGUCGUCAUGACGUCGUGACGUGACCUUACGGCGGCACGCGGGAAAAUUUAGUUUGAACUGGAAGUGGAGCUUAGCGGCAAAUAUGGCUAUGAGGAAUGCUUCUCUGGUGGAGGUGGAGGCAGAUGUAGAGGAGGAAGAACAUUUUGGGCCGCAACCGGUUUCACGUUUGGAGCAAAGUGGCAUCAGCAGCAGCGACAUUAAGAAGCUGGAAGAUGGUGGUUUUCACACCGUGGAGGCCGUAGCGUAUGCGCCCAAGAAAGAGCUGCUGCACAUCAAAGGAAUCAGUGAAGCCAAAGCCGACAAGAUCCUGACAGAGGCUGCUAAGAUGGUUCCCAUGGGCUUCACCACAGCGACGGAGUUCCACCAGCGCAGAGCUGAGAUCAUCCAGAUCUCAACAGGGUCCAAAGAGCUUGAUAAACUCCUGCAGGGAGGAAUCGAGACGGGGUCCAUCACUGAGAUGUUCGGCGAGUUUCGCACAGGAAAGACACAGCUGUGUCACACACUGGCCGUCACAUGCCAGCUGCCCAUAGAUCAGGGCGGUGGAGAAGGAAAAGCCAUGUACAUCGACACAGAAGGAACCUUCCGUCCAGAGAGACUGCUGGCUGUAGCUGAGAGGUACGGGCUGGUGGGCAGCGACGUGCUGGAUAACGUGGCGUACGCCAGAGCCUUCAACACAGACCAUCAAACACAGCUGCUGUAUCAGGCCUCCGCGAUGAUGACUGAGUCCAGAUACGCUCUGCUGAUAGUAGACAGCGCUACUGCUCUGUACAGGACAGAUUACUCCGGGCGAGGAGAGCUGUCCGCCCGUCAGGGGCAUCUGGGGAGGUUUUUACGCAUGCUGCUCCGUCUCGCUGAUGAGUUUGGUGUGGCUGUGGUCAUCUCUAAUCAGGUGGUAGCUCAGGUGGACGGAGCAGCCAUGUUUUCAGCGGACCCCAAGAAGCCGAUUGGAGGAAAUAUUCUAGCACACGCCUCGACUACUCGAUUAUACCUGCGGAAAGGUCGAGGAGAGACGCGGAUAUGUAAGAUCUAUGAUUCUCCAUGUUUGCCCGAGGCAGAGGCGAUGUUUGCCAUUAAUGCUGAUGGAGUGGGUGAUGCUAAAGACUGAAAUAAGACGUCCAGAGAACGUGUGUGAGACCAUCAGACAGAGAAAAGACUCCUGUAAAGUGAUUGAAAUGUGGACAUGCAUUGUUUAGUCUGAAAAUAUUCAAGAAGAUUUUGGAAGGAGAAUGAACCCUUCAGAGUGAAACUCAUGGUUUAUUUCCAUAUAGACAGAUUGAUGGAUAUUCAUGGAUCUGGGUGAUUUGAGCUGGUGUAAUUAUUUGAUCUUUACAGUGAUGUCAGCCUCCUCUUUACUAUUUGUUAUUUACAUCUUUUGUUAUAUUUGUUUGUUUUGUCUGGACAAAACCUUUUUCUUGUACAUAAGCUACUCAGAAUUAAAGCGUUUUAUCUGUUAAA
Carassius auratus (goldfish) is the source of this 1478-nucleotide messenger RNA. RefSeq names its product DNA repair protein RAD51 homolog A-like. Bases 106 to 1128 code for a protein of 340 amino acids. The record is from RefSeq and is a predicted model, not a curated record. Gene Ontology annotation, cellular component: condensed nuclear chromosome. Lineage: Eukaryota; Metazoa; Chordata; Actinopteri; Cypriniformes; Cyprinidae. The transcript is spliced from 10 exons. Gene Ontology annotation, molecular function: ATP binding; single-stranded DNA binding; DNA strand exchange activity. Gene Ontology annotation, biological process: double-strand break repair via homologous recombination; chromosome organization involved in meiotic cell cycle; mitotic recombination-dependent replication fork processing.